Messenger RNA from Paramecium pentaurelia, 398 nucleotides. The record is from the annotation of a GenBank genome assembly. NCBI's taxonomy places the organism in Eukaryota, Ciliophora, Oligohymenophorea, Peniculida, Parameciidae.
AUGAAUAGUCAUGAUAAAGUUAUAGGUGUAAAGACAAGAUCUAUGAAAGUAUGUGAGUAGGAGCUUGAUAUGAAAGUAAAACGAGUUUAUUGUCAUAUAUCAAAAGAGAAGAAAACUUAGUUGAUUCAAACUGUACUGAAAUAAAAAUGUAAAAUUAAGAAAGUAAGAUUUUCUAAGAGUUUCAGAUAGCAAAAGACCUUAAUAUUAACUAUGCGACUGCUAAAACAAUACUACAUUGUCAUAAGAAAAAAGAAAUUAAUUUUGAUGAAUAGUCAGAGUCAAAAAGGGCUAGUUAUAGAUAAAUCAAGAAUGACUCUAGAUUAUAUGUUUAAAUUAAAGAAGGAGAAAAAAUAAUAAAUCAGUAUGAGUAUUUUGAUGCAAUCAAAAGAAACUCAUGA